GUGCCAGCUGUGCCGAAGGUGGAAGCCUCUGAAGCCGCCAUCCAGCUGGAGUCCUCCUUAUCGCCGCAGCUGUCACAGCUCUUGGCCAACUCAGGAGGUGCUUUGAAAUUUCAGCUCCAGUCCACAGGCGCAGGAGGACAGGGCCCUCGUGCAGGUCACGACUCUGAUCGGCUCGUGUCGUACGUGCGUCCCGUGUCAGCAGCUCCGCAGUCACUCAGAGGCUCCCCGCGCUCGCGCUCGGGGCAAGUUGUAAAGGUCGACGAGCAUGCGGAGCGGACCGAAGCGACCUCGCGAGGCUCCAAUGAGUCCGAUUGCUCCUCAUCGCUGCACGAGGAUUGCCUCCCCGAGCCCGAGCUGGAUUUCGACGACGAAAUUAUUGAGUACGUGCUGCUGCCAACCAAGUUCGAGCGCGGUGUCAUCUGGCUGGAUGGUGUGUCGAAGCAGCACGAGCGCAUGACCUGGGGCCCCACCGCCCUGUCGACGCUGAAGGUUCCCCUGAUGACAGGUGCCGGAGGUGCAGGGCGCAGUGGUUCUGUGGCUUCGUCGGUGCCCUUGGUGGAAGCGCGCGUGGUGGAUCCAAACCUGCCCGAAGUUGCCUUGCAAGAGGGCAGAGGCCCCGAUUCUCGAGCCGUCCGAGAGCGCAUUCUGCCGGGCACACGGGCAGAACCGAGCGAGGCAACGCCGCGCACCCCCCGCGCCCGCGCACGGCAAAGUGGGCCCCCGGCCAUGAAGGAGAUCAACCACUGCUGGCAUGGCGAAAGCCGCAAGUCGAAGUGGCAGCUGGUGCAGCGUGCCGUGGAAGAUCCUGGCGAGGUGUCACGCCUCAUCGACGAAGUGCGCAGGCGCUCGCGCGGUCGAAGUGCGCGUCAUCGCCGACUUGGCCGAAGCAACGUCUUCGCACACCCGCAGAUGUCCCUCGUGCACGGCUUCUGA
This is a messenger RNA of Symbiodinium sp. CCMP2456, 933 nucleotides long. The record is from the annotation of a GenBank genome assembly. NCBI's taxonomy places the organism in Eukaryota, Dinophyceae, Suessiales, Symbiodiniaceae.